Messenger RNA from Centrocercus urophasianus (Greater sage-grouse), 1844 nucleotides. It is a transcript of the gene TBX20, whose product is annotated as T-box transcription factor 20. Gene Ontology annotation, molecular function: RNA polymerase II cis-regulatory region sequence-specific DNA binding; DNA-binding transcription factor activity, RNA polymerase II-specific. Gene Ontology annotation, biological process: regulation of transcription by RNA polymerase II; heart looping; positive regulation of DNA-templated transcription. The record is from RefSeq and is a predicted model, not a curated record. Bases 1 to 1323 code for a protein of 440 amino acids. Gene Ontology annotation, cellular component: nucleus. Lineage: Eukaryota; Metazoa; Chordata; Aves; Galliformes; Phasianidae. The transcript has 8 exons.
AUGGAGUACACACCGCCCCCGAAGCCGCAGCUCUCGUCGCGGGCCAACGCCUUCUCCAUCGCCGCCCUGAUGUCGAGCGGCAGCUCCAAGGACAAGGAGGCCGCCGAGAGCACCAUCAAGCCGCUGGAGCAAUUCGUUGAGAAGUCCUCCUGCGCGCAGCCUCUGAGCGAUCUGUCCGGCCUGGAGCCCCACGGGGACUUCAGCGGCAGCCCCUCGGCCCUGUGUACCGAGCCCCUCAUCCCCACCACCCCCAUCAUCCCCAGCGAGGAGAUGGCCAAAAUCUCCUGCAGCCUGGAGACCAAGGAGCUGUGGGACAAGUUUCACGAGCUGGGCACGGAGAUGAUCAUCACCAAGUCCGGCAGGAGGAUGUUUCCCACGAUCAGGGUUUCUUUCUCGGGGGUGGAUCCUGAAGCCAAGUACAUCGUGCUAAUGGAUAUCGUUCCGGUGGACAAUAAGAGAUACAGAUAUGCCUACCACCGCUCCUCCUGGCUGGUGGCUGGGAAAGCCGACCCUCCGCUCCCAGCAAGGCUGUAUGUGCACCCCGACUCCCCGUUCACAGGUGAGCAGUUGCUGAAGCAGAUGGUGUCGUUUGAGAAGGUGAAGCUCACAAACAACGAGCUGGAUCAGCAUGGCCACAUCAUUUUAAACUCCAUGCACAAGUACCAGCCAAGAGUCCACAUCAUUAAGAAGAAAGAUCACACGGCUUCUUUGUUAAAUCUGAAAUCCGAAGAGUUCAGGACAUUUAUCUUUCCAGAGACAGUUUUUACUGCUGUCACAGCCUACCAGAAUCAAUUGAUAACCAAGUUGAAAAUUGACAGCAACCCUUUUGCCAAAGGAUUCCGCGACUCUUCCAGACUCACUGAUAUCGAGAGAGAAAGUGUGGAGAGCCUUAUCCAAAAGCAUUCCUAUGCCCGAUCCCCGAUUCGAACCUAUGGUGGAGAAGAUGAUCUGGGAGAUGACAGCCAGGCAACGCAAAGCAGAGGAUCAGCUUUUACAACAUCUGAUAACCUGUCCCUCAGUUCCUGGGUCUCCUCUUCAACCAGUUUUCCUGGAUUUCAGCAUCCCCAGUCUUUGAGCGCCCUGGGUACCAGCACUGCAUCCAUUGCUACGCCUAUUCCUCAUCCAAUCCAAGGAUCCUUGCCUCCCUACAGCCGCUUGGGAAUGCCUCUAACGCCCUCUGCGAUAGCCAGCUCCAUGCAAGGUACUGGCCCCACUUUCCCUUCUUUCCACAUGCCAAGGUACCACCAUUACUUUCAGCAGGGUCCUUAUGCAGCCAUCCAGGGACUGCGUCACUCCUCCGCAGUCAUGACACCGUUUGUAUGACUGAUGUAAGAUGACAGAAGCAUAAGAUUUUAAAUGUGCGAGCUUGGUAUGAAAAAAUAUAAGGGACCUUCUCAAAAGGCCUGCGGUGGGAGACUGCUGAACUCAAACCAGCUAAGAAAAUGCUUUGUGGAGAUUGAUUCCUCCAUUGAGGGAUCACAAGAAGAGAGCACGCAGCUUGGAGCUGCUCACAGACCUAUGUGUAACACAGUCAAAACAGAUCCCAGAGUUCCCAGGAUUUCUGGUCAUGUGCAGGUUGUUCCAAAGGUUCGUUAAGCCUCGUGGAAAGAGACUAUGUUUAUGCAGCAGUGUACAAAUUAAUUGUGUAUAAGUCUUUUUCUGUAUGCUAGAAGGAUUCUGAAAAAGGCAAUACUCUUAUUCAUCCUCACCUCUUCUUGUGACUAAUGAGCAUCUAAACAGAAAAAUGUAUCCCUGUAACUUUGAGCAUGUUUUAGGCUAUGGGAAUAGGAAUGGGACAAAGUGGAGAAAGGCCACUGUCCUUUUUAAAAGUCUGGCUUUUAUUC